AUGAAUCGAGCCCUCCUCAUCCUCCUCUCCUUCACUGCAACUCUAGCGAGAGCUUCUGUUGAUUUCGCCACCUGCAUCAAUCAGGUUCGCAAUGGUACCUUCGGCCAUGUUGGUGGGACAGACAACAAGGGAAAUCCCGUGCAGAACAUCUCGGACGCGACUGCUGUAACCUAUGAUCUCUGCCUGAAGGCUUGCGGGGCCGGGGCUGCGCCGUUCGUCUGGAAUAUCUUCAGUCAGCAGUUCAGCAAGUCCAAUAGCGCGUGGCUUCUCCCCUUCCUGGCUCUUAUGGCCCAAUUGCCUUUCGGCGCCACAGACAAGCUUGACAAUGUCGUUGCAGUGUUGCUCUCUGUGGGCUCUCCGACACUGGCCGCAUACUCUCUCGCCUUGACUGUCCUCAAUGGCCACUGGAUUGCUCGCCGAUUCUCCCAGCUUUCUUACCCGAAUGUCCGAUAUGCGAUUCAGAUCCUUAGCCGGCUACAACAAACCCCAAUUCGCAUCAUAUCUGAUGACGCUCUCCUCGCGUCGCUAGUUGUGCUGCCUGAGAAUGACAAGUGGUGGGCAAAGCUCGUCCAUGAUCUCGAGUAUACCCAUACAUGGACAAUCUCGUCGGUUGCCUCUAUAUUAUGGGUCACUGUCGCCUUUCUUUUCACUGUUGUCGACUCUUUCACUGGUACCAUCGACUCAUCCACAUUGAACGCCAACGGCCAAGGUGUUGGCUCAAUAUAUCUUUGGUUGUUGCCCAUUGUCAUAGGAUGGCUCCUUGUUGGACCUAAAUGCGAUUCGUUCCGCCUCCACCAUGCUGUCGAAUCAGUCAACGAACUUGCUUUCGUCGCCACUGAUAAGGAGCGCCCCUCUCCUGCGCAAGAGGUUGAAGUCGAAUUUGCCAUUUCGCUCAAGCGACACUCUGGUCCCGUUCUCCGUGACGAGCAAUGCAGUCCGCCAAUAUACAACUACGCCCGCUUCCUCCCCUGGGUUCAGGCUGUCAACGAGGUCUUUGAUGUGUUCGAGGCAGCAGCAUACCGAGCCAAUAAACACGAUUCUGUUGACCCGGAAGUGCUGUGGCAGCAUGUAAGAUCGGGGAAGGUGCAGCCAAAUAACCGGAGAGGAACCAGGAUCCAAGUGGAAGAGUACGUGCGGAGGCGCGAGAAAAACCGCAGUCGUUGGGGGCCUCAAGUCUUCUCCCGCUUCUUCGUGGCCUCGCUUCUUGCCUUGAUGCUGACUUGGUCAACGACGGGUGCAGCGGUCAUCAUUGUGUGGUUUACGCCAACAGUCGGUCUUGGAUGUCGUUCCGGCGCAUAUGUACUCUAUGGUGCAAUGUCCACGAUUGUUUGGGUGAUGCUCGUGACAUCCAGCGCACUCGCGCACUACUCCGACCACCCGACCUUCAUCGACGAAGACGACCAACCAAUCUAUAGCACCGCUUCCCGUCUUGCUGCAAAUAUUUCGAUUGUCCUCCGCCGCCUGGGCAAACUUUUGGCCGCAGUCAACGCAGUCUGGAUCGUUCUGACGUGCAUUCUUCAGUUCGUGUCCUUCUUUGACAGGUGCUACUGCGACAGCAGUGUUUUGGGCCUGGGUCGAUUUGCAUAUAAUGUGAUCGACUUAGUCCCUGGUGAUAUCUCCACCAUGAAGACGGCUUGGGGCGGCGCGAUUCUUCUUGCUGGAGGAUGCUCGUUGUUGUUUCUGGGGUGGGUCAAGAUGUUUGUGGACCCCCCACUUCCGGCCGAAUAA
Mycena indigotica is the source of this 1728-nucleotide messenger RNA. RefSeq lists its product as uncharacterized. The record is from RefSeq and is a predicted model, not a curated record. NCBI's taxonomy places the organism in Eukaryota, Fungi, Basidiomycota, Agaricomycetes, Agaricales, Mycenaceae. The transcript has 7 exons. The coding region runs from base 1 to 1728 and encodes 575 amino acids.